Messenger RNA from Plasmopara halstedii, 585 nucleotides. Its product is annotated as Mitochondrial inner membrane translocase subunit Tim17/Tim22/Tim23/peroxisomal protein PMP24. The record is from RefSeq and is a predicted model, not a curated record. Gene Ontology annotation, molecular function: transmembrane protein transporter activity. Gene Ontology annotation, cellular component: TIM22 mitochondrial import inner membrane insertion complex. The coding region runs from base 1 to 585 and encodes 194 amino acids. Gene Ontology annotation, biological process: protein insertion into mitochondrial inner membrane. The transcript has a single exon. Lineage: Eukaryota; Oomycota; Peronosporomycetes; Peronosporales; Peronosporaceae.
AUGAACGUUUUGCUCCCUAUACUGACAACAAAAGAACCGCUCACUUUCGUCGAUCGACGUAUAAUACACAAUGAUUCAAGUAAACCGAAAACUUCACCACCAGAUUGCAUGUCAACAACAGCAUUGCUAACCCUUCGAGGACUUGGGGCAGGUCUUGCCUGGACACUUGCCGUAGAUGCCUAUCUUUUGGCCAGUAUGCCAUCUAUCGAGUGGUCAAAACAAGUUGCGAACUGGAAUCAUUCCAGUUCCUUAAAGCGUGAGCUUGCAAAAUCAUUUGGAGGUCUUUGCAAGCGCAACAUGCUCGGCUUCGCAGGUUUCUUAGGGAUUUUUGCAGGUGUGAGUUGCAGUCUAGAGAUUGCACGCGGCAAAAACGAUCUUUUUAAUUCGUUUGCAGGUGGAUUUACGGCUGGUAUGGUAUUUCUGUGGCAGGAAGUACGCACUCCACGCGCACUACUGAUCUCGGCAUUGAUGUGUGGCUCAACAUCGAUGGUCCUACAUCAUUUUGUCCCUGCAAUGGGAGACAAUUCGAAUGAAGGUGCUCUUUCGUCGGAAUAUUCACAGUCUCAUGAUAGAAGUUGUAGUUAG